AUGUCGUGGGCCGGCUUCAAGAAGAACGUCAACCGGGCUGCCACCCAGGUCAUGGUCAAGACCGGCCAUGUCGAGCAGACCCACGACCGCAGCUACGAAGUCGAAGAACGCCGUUACAGAGUCAUGGAAAACGCCGCCACCCGUCUUCAGAAGGAAUCAAAGGGUUACCUGGACAGCUUGCGCGCAAUGACUGCCUCGCAGAUGCGCAUUGCAGAAACAAUCGAUGCUUUCUACGGUGAUGCCGGCGCCAAUGAUGGUGUCUCUCGCAGCUACAAGCAGGCUGUUGAAGAUUUGGAUGCAGAGACUAUCAAGGCUUUGGAUGGUCCUUUCCGUGCUACUGUCCUGGAUCCUAUCAACCGCUUCUGCGCAUACUUCCCCGACAUCAACGAGUGCAUAAAGAAGCGCAACCACAAACUCCUUGACUACGACCGCGUGCGCGCCCAAGUGAAACGCCUAACCGAAAAGCCCGACAAGGACGUAACCAAACUGCCCCGCACCGAAAAGGAAGCAGAGAUGCUCAAGGCCGCCUACGAACAACUCAACGAACAACUUUUCAACGACUUGCCUCAACUCAUCGAAUUGCGUGUUCCUUACUUGGAUCCUUCUUUCGAGGCUCUCGUCAAGAUCCAGUUGCGCUUCUGUGCUGAGGCUUAUUCAAGAAUGGCGCAAGUGCAGCAGUACUUGGAUCCUGAUACUAGAGAUCAGUACGCCAAUGGUAAUCUGGAUGCUAGGGUUGAGCAGGUCUUGCAGGAGAUUCGUGAGCUGAGCAUUGCUGGCACUGUUUAA
Molecule: messenger RNA, 786 nt
Organism: Aureobasidium melanogenum CBS 110374
Lineage: Eukaryota; Fungi; Ascomycota; Dothideomycetes; Dothideales; Saccotheciaceae
Product: BAR-domain-containing protein
Exons: 2
Coding region: 1-786 (261 amino acids)
Biological process (GO): actin cortical patch localization; endocytosis; plasma membrane tubulation
Cellular component (GO): Rvs161p-Rvs167p complex; actin cortical patch; mating projection tip
Molecular function (GO): protein binding; lipid binding
Source: RefSeq, a predicted model, not a curated record